Molecule: messenger RNA, 2051 nt
Organism: Camarhynchus parvulus
Lineage: Eukaryota; Metazoa; Chordata; Aves; Passeriformes; Thraupidae
Gene: RNF208
Product: ring finger protein 208
Exons: 2
Coding region: 839-1636 (265 amino acids)
Biological process (GO): protein ubiquitination
Molecular function (GO): ubiquitin protein ligase activity
Source: RefSeq, a predicted model, not a curated record
GCCCGCAUCCCCGGGGAGCCGCGCCUGGCCGGGGCAGCGCCGCAUCCCGCUGCCUUUCAGAUAACCUCCGCCGCUCGGGCCUGCGGAGCCGCACCGGGCACGGAGCGGGGGCUGAAGCGGGACCCCCGCCCGCAGCCAGCGCAGCGAGCACGAAGCUGAGCUGGGGACACAGGUACCGGGGACCGAGGGGACAAGGUGUGUGGUGUCCUGGCCGCAGCCAAGGUGAGCUGCCCUCUGGCACGGGAUGUGCUCUGAGCCCCUGCCCUGUGGGAGCUGCCGGUGACUGCAAGUGGGAGAGCCGGGAAGUCAGAGCAAAGGAAUUUGCAAACACAUUCUUCAGCGCCACGAGGAUCCCACUGCAUGUAAACAGGAACAGAGGCCGGCCUGGGGCGAAGUGAGAGCUGCCUCCAGUUCUGCAAGAUCUUCCCUGGACUCACCUGCCCUGGGCAGUGCCCAGUGCCGCCAUCCCCAAAUUACGGUUCCGACUGCAGCUGAUCUGCCGUGGCAAGUGGCAGCGAAGGCAAAGAGCAGGGCUGCUGAGUGACUGCCAAUGUCACGUUAACAUCCCAGCGAGGCUGCGGGGAGCCGGUGCUUUGAUCAGCCGCCCAAGAGCAUCUCGAGGCAGGCAGGAUGGCACUGUGAGCCCUGCCUUCGCCUGCCGGCCCCAGCCUCGCUCCUGGCACCCUCGGGGCUGGCUGCAGAAGAGGGGCGCGGGGUCCGCUGCCGCUGGCCCGUCUCCCCAGGAUGCUCUCCCGCACCAGCUGCUGCUCCCUGUGCUCCUGCUCCGCGGCCAGAGCGAGAUUGAAAGCUCAGCAGGCUGCCAGCAUGUUUUAGCCUGAUGCAGGCGUCCCUCGGAGACCCCAGAGCAGUGGACAGUAAUGUGAAAACGAUACUCAUGUCGUGUCUGAAAGGGCAACAGGUCAUCAUUAAAAUGGAGGCGAUGAAGAUCAUCCACCCGGAGAAGUUCUCGGAGCUGCAGGGGUCGCAGCCGCGCUACGCGCCCGCCCCGCGCCGCGAGCCGCCCCUCGUGGCCAAGCGCGCGUGGCCCUCCGAGUCCGAGAUCAUCGUGAACCAGGCGUGCGGGGACAUCCCCGCCCUGGAUGCCACCCCCGGGCCGCUGCCGCUGCCCCGGACUCCCCCCCUGCCGCGGCGGGAGCGCGGCUACCAGGGCCAGCGCAAGGGCAGCUCCGAGGUCUGCUACCACCGGCAGCCGCCGUCGGACGAGGUGAUCGUCAACCAGUACGUGCUGCACCCCUCGACGCCCUGCGAGCCCCUGGAGUGCCCCACCUGCGGCCACAUGUACAACUUCACCAACAAGCGGCCCCGCAUCCUCUCCUGCCUGCACUCGGUGUGCGAGGAGUGCCUGCAGAUCCUCUACGAGUCCUGCCCCAAGUACAAGUUCAUCUCCUGCCCCACCUGCAAGCGGGAGACCGUCCUCUUCACCGACUACGGGCUGGCGGCGCUGGCCGUCAACACCAGUAUCCUGAACAGACUGCCGGCCGAGGCCCUGGCCGCCAACCCCGUCCAGUGGAGCAGCGACACCGACCGCAGCUGCUACCAGACCUUCCGCCAGUACUGCGGGGCCGCCUGCACCUGCCACAUCCGGAACCCGCUGUCCUCCUGCACCAUCAUGUGAGCCCCGCGCCCGCCCGCGCCUCCGCACGGGGCACGGCGGGGACGGCGCGGCCAGGCCACGGCCGCUCCCCUGUCCCCUCCCUGCCACGGCACCGCCAGGGAAUGCUCGAAUACCACCGAGGAUGUGGGACCGGUGUUCUUGCCGGCACUCGCGGGGGGCAGAGGGGGUGCUGGGACCUGCAGCAGCCCCCUCCUCACCGGUGGUGCCCGGGGAGAGGGACGCUGGCACGGGGAGCACAUCCACCAGCGCGCCCGGGCUCUGCGGCUCCCCUGGCCCUGCGGCGGGCGCUCCUGUGCUGCAUCGAGCACCUCACCGUGCUCCUUCCCCGGGCGCCUCUCCCUCCUCUCUCCCCGGCUCUCCCAGGAGCGGACGCUGGGCUCUGGCCGGAGUGACGCCCUCCCCAUCGCCCCACGGC